Hemibagrus wyckioides is the source of this 1729-nucleotide messenger RNA. RefSeq names its product ciliogenesis and planar polarity effector 2 (gene cplane2). The transcript is spliced from 5 exons. Gene Ontology annotation, molecular function: GTPase activity; GTP binding. NCBI's taxonomy places the organism in Eukaryota, Metazoa, Chordata, Actinopteri, Siluriformes, Bagridae. Bases 45 to 806 code for a protein of 253 amino acids. The record is from RefSeq and is a predicted model, not a curated record.
AGUUUGUAGGCUGUUUUAUCAGCUGUUUUGAUCAGAGGACAGAAAUGGCUUGGGUAGCUGCCGGCUCGGUAAUGGUGUCAGACUGGCACCGAAGCCCUGAAAGCCGGGAAUAUUUUAGCAAGAUACUGCAUAAGAAAAAGCGGAGAAAGUUUGGUCUUUUGGAAGCACCAGUGAUGCCUCCACAUUUGAAAGCAGACAUAGUUCGCUAUAAAGUGUUCCUGUCAGGUAAAAGUGGAGUGGGAAAAACGACACUAGCUGCUCGACUUGCUGGUCUAGACAUGCCCAACAUACACUAUGAAACCACAGGCAUGGAGACGUGUGCAGUGUUUUGGCCUGUGAAGCUGAGGGAGAGUGGCCGCAUCCUUUUCUUUCACUUUCAUCUAUGGGACUGCGGCGAGAACGCCACACGCAGAUUCGACCACAUGCUGCCGUCCUGUAAAGAACAUGCGGAUGCCAUUCUCUUCCUAUUCUCCUUCACUGACCGUGGAUCUUUUGAGGAUCUUUCCAGUCAAAUGUCUCGGAUCACAGAGCCAUCAGACAGACUUGUCAGAUUGGUGGUUGGGACCAAAUUUGACUUGUUUAUGCACACAGAUGUAACAGAGAGAGACAUCACACGCUUUCAGGAGGUGUUGGGUGUGCCAGUGUUUCGCGUCGGAGGCGAUGUGAGCGGAGGCUUUGGUGAAAUCGCACCCCUUUUAAAUGCCUUGGCCGAAAACUUGUGGCACCAGGACUGUAUGCACACCUCCACUUCAGUGCCAACAGUGCCAUCUAAUUCGGGACACAUUGGCCCAGAAAUCAUCGUAUAAGCUCACAUUUUAACAGCACCCGGACUUUGUAUGAAUUCAAAUCACAGUUAAAAGGACCUUUAUUAUAUUAUUAUAUACUGUACCUCAUUCCUGUAUGUUUUCCACUAGUCUAAAAUUAAAAGUUUGUCAAGUGUAGUAGAAUCAUAGAAUUCAGUAACAGCUUUAUCACAGUCACAGUGGACCUGGAGCCUAUGCUAGAAACCCUGGGCAUGAGAUGGCAAUAUACCCUGGGUGCAACACCAAUCUAUCAAAUGGCACCAUGCACACACAUUCACACCUAAUUACUGUAGCCCAUAGCCACAAUCGGCUAUAUUUUGCGAAGAUGGAAGAAACUGGAAGACACAGAGAAUAUUCAAAGCUUCACAGACAGUAAAGAAAAAAUUGGGAAGCAUGAACCUCUAACACUGCCUGCUGUACCACUGUGCCCUCCUUAAGUAAUAUAUUUUGACACAUAACUGCUAGACCAUUCUUAGUGGAAAGCUGGAAGCUAGAAUUACCAUAUUUUUUUGACCUACAUGUGCUCAAACUACAAAGUAGGAAACAGACACAAUCUAUCUAGUUAAUGUUAGUGAUAUGUGUGAUGUAUUCCAUUCUUAAAACAGUGAACUGUAUAGUCUUCUAGAUUUAACAAACAAAUGUAUCUGUCUGUUGAUUGUUCUAAAGCAAACAGUAGUAUGUACAGUAUUCUUUGUUAAAAGUAAAGUAUUACUAGUUGAUGCUGUGAGCAGUCAGGUUGAUUUGAUGUCGUGCUGAACUACAGAUUUACAUGACCAUCAUGACUUGAUUUCUUUGUUUCCUAGUCAGAAUUUAAAGAUGCAAUUCAAUUAUGGUUGAUGAUAAAAGUUGACAGUGCAAUUAAUUUUUUAAUGAAUUAAAAAAAAAAAAAACUACCUCAACUUAUUCUGAAAAUUAUUGAUGAAUGG